Molecule: messenger RNA, 1714 nt
Organism: Thermothielavioides terrestris NRRL 8126
Lineage: Eukaryota; Fungi; Ascomycota; Sordariomycetes; Sordariales; Chaetomiaceae
Exons: 2
Coding region: 134-1501 (455 amino acids)
Source: RefSeq, a predicted model, not a curated record
UUGAGCCCGCCACCUGCGCCGGUUAUCCCCAGUGCUUGCGCACCAAGCUGACAUCUGGCCCCCGCAGCCCAAGUUUGAGGUUCAUCUCAAGAUUUUCGACCUCAACAAUGUGCCACUCGUGUCAGGCGUGUCCAUGGUCAAAUGGCACCUUCCGCACAGCAUCCACGGAGAGCACAGGGGACGAACCCAGAAAUGCCCCAUUCUCAACCACCGGGUCGAGUACGGCUAUUCCAAGAUCAUCCCUGUGCGCAUUGCCAUCGACCGCAACGGCAAUCUGUCCGAGUGCCCCAUUGAGUACGAGGUGCUGCAGGAAUUCAGCGGCAGCGGCACCGCCGGGGGCAGCGGACGAGAUGAGAAGAUCACCCUGGGCACUGUCCGCCUCAACUUGAGCGAGUAUGUGGAGGAGAGCGAGGGAAUCUUGCGGGACCCCCCUACGGCUGCGGCGGUUAAGGAGGCUCUGGCCUCGCCUGGGUCGAAGUCGGGACAGCGCCCAAAGCGGAGCUCGCUGAGCAAUGUCGGCCCCGCAGGACCCGAGUCAAGUCCUCGCUCCUCCCACGACGAAGAGCGCCCGGCCUCCGAUGUCCUGGACGGCGUGGUACGCCGCUACCUCAUGCAGGAUAGCAAGAUCAACUCGACUCUCAAGAUCAGCAUCCUGAUGAUCCAGGUCGACGGCGAGCGCAACUACGUCGCUCCGCCGCCAAAAUCGGUCCCCUUUUUUGGCGGCAUCGCUGGCCUCGUUUCAGGCGACGCAUUCGAACCUGUGGAUACCGGCGCAAAUGCACCGGGUCACGCGCCGUCCUCGUUCACCGGCAAGUUCCGCGACAUGUUUGAGAUCCAGGACAUGUACCGCCGGGCCCUGGCCGCAAGCUGGGCGAGCCAGCCCGGCGAGCUCCCUGCAGACCAAUGUAUCGAAGACAUCUUUGCCGGUGGCGAGGGCUUUGGGGCACCCCCAAAGUCCCACACACGCGGACACUCACGGCAUCAAACCGCCGUUGCUGGUCACGACAGGGGCGGUCCUGGCACGGACGACACGGCUCCUGCUCCCAGAAGGUCCCUGCCGCGGGACAACAGCGGCUCCGUGUCGGACGACGAAGACAACGGCGACACGAUGGGCACCCUCCGGCCGCGCGACCUGGCGCGGCUGCGGUCCCACAUCCGCGACCACAGCGUCGCCAGCGAUCGCAGCACAGCGACCGUCCUCGGUGCGGAGCGCGACUUGGAUCGCGAAUCGAGCCGCGCCAUUGGCCUUGGUGGUAAUGGGCCGUCGCUUCGAGAGCCGUUCCCGCUGUUUCCGCCGCUUCACCGGCGUGAGGACAGCAAGAUCACGCACGACGGCGGUGGGCUGCGGAGCCGCAGUUCGAGCUUGAUCAGCCUCGCGACCACGAUUGGAAGUGAGAGGGACAGGGGAAGAGACGGGUUCAAGCGGGCGAAGGAGGUGGAUGAGUUUGAGGUGCGGGAAGACCUGGUUGCCUGGACGGUCCCGGAUAAUCAGUUCAGGUAAUGACGAGGCUUCGGGCGGCGGGGAGUUUCUGGAUUGCAUUGUAGUUUGCUGAGCUUGGAGACGGGCGCCGCGGAAUAUGGGAAUUCGUGGGCGAUAUGACGGGCGCCUGGGCGGUGACGAACGGACCCAUCGCCUUGCAGACUCCGUGUUGAGCACUAGGUUCGUCCCUCCGCUUUGAGCUGAAUGGUAUCGUGUCUCAAGUCCCAUUGACCC